AAAAAAAAAAAAAAAAACCACACAAAUUUGUUAAUUGAACCCCUAAAAUAAAUAUAGUUAAAAUCCUCUUAAUUUUGGGCAAUUUUGAAUAGAGUUAUGAGUUAUCUAAUAUAUUUUAUUAUUCAACCGAUGCAGACCCAAUUUAUGUGCUAAAAACUAGUAAUUGUAAAAAUUCACUAGAAUGACGUGGCUCCGAAUCGAAUAACAAUUAACAAGAAAGAACUCAAAUAGCCUUACAAGUUUCAAUAAUAAGUUGAUCGUCUUCUUCUCCAUCUGGACCUCUCAAAACAAAAAUUCACCAGGACAUCUGUAAAAUCCCCUUGGACAUUAACCUUAGGGUUUUCCAGUUGGGGGAUUCGCAUUCUCUUCAUCGAUUCCUUCGCGAAUUGUUUGUUCAUCAGCCUCCGUCCGCCAGAAAUCAAAAUGUACGGAUUCGAAGCGUUAACCUUCAACAUCCACAGUGGCUAUUUGGAGGCGAUCGUUAGGGGUCACAGAUCUGGAUUGCUCACUGCCGCUGAUUACAACAAUCUCUGCCAGUGUGAAACUCUAGAUGACAUCAAGAUGCACCUUUCCGCCACCGAGUACGGGCCUUAUCUGCAAAAUGAACCAUCGCCUCUGCAUACAACUACGAUUGUGGAGAAAUGCACUCUCAAAUUGGUUGAUGAAUAUAAGCACAUGUUAAGCCAAGCCACAGAGCCCUUGUCAACAUUCUUAGAGUACAUCACAUAUGGUCAUAUGAUAGACAAUGUUGUCCUCAUUGUGACUGGAACCUUGCAUGAGAGGGAUGUGCAAGAAUUGUUGGAGAAAUGCCAUCCUCUGGGAAUGUUUGACAGCAUUGCUACAUUGGCGGUGGCACAGAACAUGAGAGAGCUAUACAGACUUGUGCUUGUUGACACGCCUCUGGCCCCAUAUUUCUCCGAGUGCAUUACUUCGGAGGACUUGGAUGAUAUGAACAUUGAGAUCAUGAGAAAUACUCUCUAUAAGGCAUACCUGGAGGAUUUCUAUAAAUUUUGCCAGAAACUUGGAGGAGCUACUGCAGAGAUCAUGUCUGACCUACUUGCUUUUGAGGCCGACCGAAGAGCAGUCAAUAUAACCAUUAAUAGCAUUGGUACAGAGCUUACUCGGGAAGAUCGCAGAAAGUUGUACUCUAAUUUUGGCUUGCUCUACCCCUAUGGCCAUGAGGAGCUUGCUAUUUGCGAGGACAUAGAUCAGGUUCGUGGUGCCAUGGAGAAAUAUCCUCCUUAUCAAUCUAUUUUUGCUAAGUUGUCUUAUGGGGAGAGCCAGAUGCUUGACAAGGCAUUCUAUGAAGAGGAGGUGAAACGACUUUGCUUAGCAUUUGAGCAACAGUUUCACUAUGGGGUGUUCUUUGCAUACAUGAGGUUGAGGGAGCAGGAGAUCAGGAACUUAAUGUGGAUAUCUGAAUGCGUGGCUCAGAACCAGAAGUCCAGAGUGCACGACAGUGUCGUAUUCAUCUUCUAGUAGAUUCAUUCGAGGAUUGUUACAUAGAACCCUGCGCCCCUUGAUUUUGUGAUGUAUAUUAAGUUUCAUUCAAUUUCUUGAUAAAUGAUGAGAUGCCGUCUUGCACGCGGUUAAUUUCAAAUAAGCAUAUGCUUGAUCUACGACAGUGACCAGGUAAUAAUUUGUAUCAUUAUAGCCUCUUUAUUGUUUAAAGAUCCUUAAAUGUAUUGAUUGUAUUAGUAAACCGUGUUUCGUUUCAAAUAAAUUACUUUAAGGUCGCCUGAUCUGUUAUGGCGUCCGGAGAACGGUUUUUGUAAACUCAGUAACAUAAUAUCACC
Oldenlandia corymbosa var. corymbosa is the source of this 1796-nucleotide messenger RNA. NCBI's taxonomy places the organism in Eukaryota, Viridiplantae, Streptophyta, Magnoliopsida, Gentianales, Rubiaceae. The record is from the annotation of a GenBank genome assembly.